Dioszegia hungarica is the source of this 1455-nucleotide messenger RNA. RefSeq names its product 5'-AMP-activated protein kinase beta subunit, interation domain-containing protein. Gene Ontology annotation, cellular component: cytoplasm; nucleotide-activated protein kinase complex; nucleus. The transcript is spliced from 5 exons. Bases 1 to 1455 code for a protein of 484 amino acids. NCBI's taxonomy places the organism in Eukaryota, Fungi, Basidiomycota, Tremellomycetes, Tremellales, Bulleribasidiaceae. The record is from RefSeq and is a predicted model, not a curated record. Gene Ontology annotation, biological process: signal transduction. Gene Ontology annotation, molecular function: protein kinase binding.
AUGGGUAACACGCCAUCUCAUCCACACGGCUCCCCCUCCCGGCCGUCCAGCGCUUCCCAACAGUCCCAACAUGCAGCCUCCAACGCCGCACCCGGUCCAGGACCUACCAACCCUUCCUCCUCCUCCCCCUCGCCUGCCUCCACCCCUGCCUCCAACCGACACCCCAACCUCCGCCUUCCUAUGCCAUCUCGCCCCUCCCAAUUCUCACAAGAUUCCAACCCCACCUCUCCAUCCGGCAACGCCCGUAACGCAUCAGGCUCACCACGCCGCCGGAAAUCACUCGAACUCCCCGACCUCAACAAAUUGUCCUUCACGCCCGCAGCGCCGGUCGCUACCACCGCUACGACGACGAAUCAUCACCAUCAUCUCGCUACGCCCAACUCGGGGAGUAAGGGGCCGUCCCCGUCCGGAAAUGUCCCAGCGCCGGCGGGGAGGAAGUGGCAGCAUGUCCUAGGGGGUCGAGCUUCCCCGCUGGCGGGUGCGAACUCGCUGGGCGCAAUGAGCAAGGUGGCUAGUGUCUCGGGGUCUGGAUCUGGGGCACAGGGAACAGGAAAAGGAGCAAUGGAAAGUGUGGGAUCACCCUCGAAAGGGGCGACGCCGGAUAACCCAUACUUCCCUGCCUCGCCGUCUGGUCGGAGGGCGGGAGCACCGCCUCUCGUGGUUGCGAUACCUGCCACGCCGCCGCCAAAGGAGCCCGAGCCGAAGAAGGCUGCCCUGCCAGAUGACGGGUUGGUGGAUGUCCCAGUACAGUGGACGGGAGGGGGAAAGGCGGUGUAUGUAACGGGCAACUUUGCGGACAAUUGGCGCAGCCGAAUCAAGCUCAAAAAGAGUACCCACGACUUCAAUACGAUGCUCCGACUUCCGCCCGGGCAGUACCGCAUGAAGUUCAUCGUCGACGAUAGCUGGCGGUGCUCCAAGCAGAUCCCAACAGCUACAGACGACGACGGGACGCUCGUCAACUACAUUGAGGUGGAGCCUGCAAAGACGGAGGAGGAGAUCCAGGCGGAGUGGGCGAUGGAUGCCAAGCCUGUCUUGAAAGAAGAGGACGACGAGGGCCAAUGGACAUCCGUCAUUCCCGCCCCGCUCGUCGCGUAUCAAUACAUCGAAGAAAUCCCUCUCAACCUGGACGAGCCCACAUUCACCGCAUUCCCCCCUACCCUCCCCCGUAUCCUCGACAAAGUUAUCGUCAAUGCCGAGCCGCGCCGGCGGUCGUUUGAUGAGUCGUCGAGUGGCGCCGGGCACGUCACGGCGGGAUUGGACGAUAAUAGUAUCCUGGCGGUCCCGAAUCAUGUGGUUCUGAAUCACUUGACUGCGAGUGCGAUCAAAAAUGGGACGCUGGGCGUGGGGACGACGACGAGGUAUAGGAAGAAGUACAUCACCACCAUGUUCUUCAAGCCGACUCUUGGUGAUCUUAUGGGCGACACGGCGCCCGCGCCUGAGCCGGCAAGUCAGUAG